GCCGCCGCCUCCUCCGCCGCUCAGGCGCCGCGCGGGCAGCCCGCAGGGGUCCUGGCCCCGCGCGGGGGCCCUGUGCCGUACAACAUGGCGGCGCUGUGGCGGAGGUCGGGGCGGCUGUUGGGAGCCUCGGGGCUGCGCCGUACGGCACGGGGCCUCUCAGGAAGGAAUGAGUAUGAUCUUCUGGUAAUUGGUGGAGGAUCUGGAGGCCUUGCUUGUGCAAAAGAAGCUGCUCAGUUUGGAAGGAAAGUGGCUGUUUUGGAUUAUGUGGAACCUUCUCCACAAGGAACCCAGUGGGGACUUGGUGGAACCUGUGUGAAUGUUGGCUGUAUUCCUAAAAAGCUUAUGCAUCAAGCAGCUCUUUUAGGAAGUGCUCUUAAAGAUGCCCAACACUAUGGAUGGAAUAUAUCCCAACCUGUUCAGCAUACCUGGUCUGUGAUGGCUAAAGCUGUUCAGAAUUAUGUGAAGUCCUUGAACUGGGGCCACAGAGUACAACUACAAGACAAGAAGGUGAAAUAUUUCAACAUCAAGGGGAGUUUUUCAGAUCCACAUACAAUCCGUGGCUUAACAAAAGCAGGUAAAGAGAUUGUUAUUACUGCAGAGAAGAUUGUCAUUGCCACUGGAGGAAGACCAAAAUAUCCUACACAUAUUGCAGGUGCACUGGAGUAUGGAAUCACAAGUGAUGAUCUAUUCUGGCUGAAAGAAUCUCCUGGGAAAACGUUGGUUGUUGGAGCUAGUUAUGUUUCACUGGAGUGUGCUGGUUUUCUAACGGGCAUUGGAUUAGAUACCACAGUCAUGAUAAGAAGCAUUCCACUUCGUGGGUUUGAUCAGCAAAUGUCAUCUUUAGUAGCUGAGCACAUGGAAUCUUAUGGCACAAAAUUUUUAAAGAAAUGUAUCCCAACCAAAGUGGAAAAACUGGAGAGCAACAAACUAAAAGUCACCUGGAAAAAUACUGACUUGGGCACAGAAGAAUCAGAUUCCUUUGACACGGUGAUGUGGGCAGUAGGCCGAGUCCCUGAUACGAAAACUCUCAAUUUGGAAACAGUUGGCGUGAAAACUAAUCCUGAAACUGGAAAGAUCAUUGUUGAUGCCAGCGAAGCUACUUCUGUUCCUCACAUUUACGCAGUUGGAGACAUAACAGAGGGCCGCCCUGAACUGACACCCACAGCAAUAGCUGCGGGAAAACUGCUGGCUCGGCGUCUUUUUGGCCAAUCUUCAGAACUGAUGGACUAUGACAAUGUACCUACUACAGUUUUUACUCCCUUGGAAUAUGGUUGUGUUGGACUUUCAGAAGAAAAGGCUGUACAGUGUUAUGGAUCAGACAAUAUUGAGGUAUACCAUGCCUAUUAUAAACCUUUAGAGUUUACAGUGGCCGAAAGAGAUGCAACUCAAUGCUAUAUAAAAAUGGUGUGCUUACGAGAGAGAGAGCAGCGAAUCCUUGGCCUUCAUUUCAUUGGACCAAAUGCAGGCGAAGUUAUUCAAGGAUUUGCUCUUGGAAUCAAAUGUGGUGCUACUUAUGCUCAACUAAUGAAGACAAUUGGCAUUCACCCUACCUGUGCUGAAGAAAUUACCAAGUUACAUAUUACAAAGCGUUCUGGCUUGGAUGCAACGGUCACAGGUUGCUGAGGUUAAAUACCUUCCCUGGAAAGAAGGAAAAAGAGCACAAAACAGAAAAGAAAAUGGGCAAUUUGACUUGAAACUAUUUGAAUAGUUGGAGUCUGGGGCCAAAUGAAGAAAUAGUGCUCCUGUCCUCAUGGUUCUAAAACCAAUGCAGUUCCACUGUAUCAAAUCUGUCUUUCUCCUUCAAAGUACUAUAACUCUUCUCUUGCUCAGAGCUAAGAAAUAAUAACUGUUUUAUAUAUAAAAAUGCAUCUGAAACCAUUGCCACCUGAGGCUUUCUGCAAUUUAAACAGUUGUCGUAUGGCUGACCACCCAUAGACAUGUCUCACAUGACAUUCAUACAGGUGCCAGCAAUCAGACAGAGCCUCCCUAAAUGUGCAAUCAGGAUACCUUCUCUGAAGGACUUGGACAGUUUAUUACUGAAUCUUGGACACAGAGAAUCAGCAAUAGGAACAAGUUCCCAGUGUGUGUAAUGACAGAUAUUGAGAUACUGAGAAUCUCAAACUACAGAGAUCUUGAUAUGGAAAUAAUGCCACCUUUGACUAAAAUGCACUGUGUAUAGGUAUAUAAGAUUUCUUCUUUUUUUGUAGAGAUUCCCUAUCAGUUGCUUUUGCAGCCGUGGAUCAAAACACUGAGGUUCAGCCAUGUGAAAGUGGCUGCAUUGUUGGCAAAGCGUCCRACAGACUGAAUUCUCUUCCACUACAGACAAAUGCAAGGAAAGAUGAGUUUAUUUCAUUUAUUAUAAAGCUGAAAAUAAUGAUAUGGGAAACAAAAUACAUCAAUAUAUUUGGGAUGUGAAAUUAAUACAUAUCAGCAUACUCUCAUAUAAUGUCAUAGAGUUGGUUUUGGUUUUGGAAUUGUUUAGAACUGCUUUGGGGGCUUAGUGAGAAUUGUUCUUGUCUAGAUUUGCAGCCUAGGUCUGUUCCGUAUUUAAUGCAAAAUGUUGUUGCCCACAGAAGUAAAACUAAAUGUCCAUUCACACUUUAUUCACACAACCAUAUUGUGAGGACCAGGAACAAGAMAGAGUAAUGAAAACUACUGUUUGUGCUCUUUUUUUUUAUGCAUUUCUUCUGUAACUCUCCAGGGAGGGUCAUUAAGAAUCUUUUUUUAAAGCCCAAC
Messenger RNA from Nothoprocta perdicaria, 2736 nucleotides. RefSeq names its product thioredoxin reductase 2 (gene TXNRD2). Gene Ontology annotation, biological process: glutathione metabolic process; cellular response to oxidative stress; cell redox homeostasis. Bases 85 to 1623 code for a protein of 512 amino acids. Gene Ontology annotation, molecular function: glutathione-disulfide reductase (NADPH) activity; thioredoxin-disulfide reductase (NADPH) activity; flavin adenine dinucleotide binding. Lineage: Eukaryota; Metazoa; Chordata; Aves; Tinamiformes; Tinamidae. Gene Ontology annotation, cellular component: mitochondrion; cytosol. The transcript is spliced from 18 exons. The record is from RefSeq and is a predicted model, not a curated record.